UACAUGGGGAAAAAUAUUCAUCUUCCUGUAAUUUUAAGACUGUGGACGUUGUGUGUCCUUGUGUGUCUGUACACUAAUUGUUAUGUCUAGUACCUGUUUCCUCGUCACAUUACGUGCCAUCCUUUUUUAUGCCAAAAUAACGCUUGCAGUGAGCUGCAUUUCGAAUAGGCAGCUUUGCUUUCUCUGCUUCACUUCUCAUCUUAAUGUCCAUAUGAGUGAAUCAAUGCCUGGCUUUCCUUUCCGCCGUCGCCCAAAUGUGUUUUUGUUAUCAGUACACGUGAAGUUAAACAGAGACUUCAUCUUCAUGGUGUAUUCUUUGUCUGUUCACUUGAUCGUCAAACGGAGUCAGACAUCAGGCCCAUGGAGAUCUCACUACUUCAAGUUCCAAGCAAACGGAAUAGAUAGGUUAAAAUGUUUUACCGGAUCAUUCUUUGUUAGUAGGCCUCUUUACUUAAUUCCGCCACAGUUUUGGGUAGUUUUACUUAUCCACAUGUUUGCUUUCAGGAAAAUGUAUUACGUACAUUGGAAAUAAAACUUAGAAAGAUUCAUAAAAUUGUUGUGAACAGAAAGAAUAUGUUCGCAAGUCUAAAGAACCAAUACUGAGUAUUCUUCAAAACAUGGGGGUAGAGUUUUAUAUUAUUGCAUGAAUAAGAGAUUUCUUUAAUAAGAAUUCUCAAUAAAUCUUGUCACUAAGCAUCUCAACACUCUAAAGAUCUAAGAGCUGCGGUUGCUGUCCCUGAAGUUUAAGUGGCAGAAAAUUCAGUUAUUGUUUUAGGGUACAGUUGUUUUUUCCGGUCGGUAGCUCGCUUGAACUCUAUAAGCGGUUGCUUUAAAACUGCUAAGUUUGGCGGGUUUCCCUGCUUUCAUUAGAUUGUCUAGUCACAAUACAUGUUUAGGUACUUGAUCUGAUUUUCUUUGGCCACAUAACGCUUUCAUGUGCAUGGAGUGGACGUGUUCUGAGGCUCAUUUAAGUCGUUUUGUUUGUCUUAUAUUUUCAGGCUAAAACUGUUACUUGGCUGACCUAAUUUGUUAUGUUCUUACUAACAAAUCUGUUUCCUCUUUGGAUUCGUCUGACAAAUUUAUAUUCCAGACAUUUUAACUGUCCGAAUAUCGUUUUCUAGCCCAUUAUGUUCUUCAACUUCCUCGGCUUUUUGAUUUUCUCUAAUUGCAUCGUUCUGGGUCACUCUUUGUAUUCAGUAGCAUUUGAGUGUGGCAAACCGGCCAUUUAUUUGAACAAUGAGUUUUGGGUGACGGAUUUUACUCAGGAUUGCCUUGAGGAUGAAUUGUCGAUCUUGAAUUAUUGUAAGAAAGUAUACAGAGAAAGGAACAUAACCGCAGUCGUCGCCUCUCCUCCUAUUGACGUGGUACUGUCAGGUUGGUGUGAGUUCGAACAUAGAAAACUUGCAAAGUGUCAAAAAGUCGAUGGUGAACGACAUGAGAUUAGGCCAUUUAUAUGCCUUGAUAAUAUCCCGAUGUCCAAAUUGUUUACUCCUGUUGGUUGUCAGUUAAGCAGCCUUGAUAAUGAUCGGAGUUACGUCUGUGAAAACUACAAGUUCUGGGAGAAUUCCACCCGAGAAGCUUGCCUGAGACGCAACAUGCGAUUUCAGAACUAUCUACCAUUCAAACCUUGUAUCAGAGAAAAGGACUUUGGUUCUAUGUAUUUUGCGGCUGCUAAAGUAGUGUGUUGUGAAAAUCUUGACUCUGAAUUUACAAAUUCUGCUGUCGUUAUGAAACCACUUACCAACCUUGGAAACAAGACCAGUUCAAUGUCCCAUAAACUCAAUCGCUUGGGUAAUAAAUUAACUUCCACCGAGAAUGAUGCCUGGGAUAGUGACAAAACUGUCACUUAUUAUUUGUCAUCCACGAAACAAAAUUCUUCUUCUGGUUUAUUAAUACCUGAGCGUGAACGUUAUAGUCAAGCUAAAUUAGCAUUGAGUAAUGACUUACACAAACGGGAAAAAGUGCUAGAGCAAGAAUUUUCAAAUGAAGAAUCACUGAUUUCACCUGAAGACUGGCUGAACGAACCAGUUAAAAGUCAGCUCGAGGAGGACAGUUUAGUUCAAGAGUUUCGGAGUAAAUUUAUUAAAUUGGAAAAUCAGUCGGAACGAGAUCGGGAGACUUUGGAAACAAUUCAUCAUCAGCGAAUUGAAGCUCAAAUGCUUGAACGCAGAAAUGCAAUGCAGAAUGCAUGGGAAAAGGCUAUGAAUAUUAAAAAUCCAAAUAAUUUCACACUGUUUGAAACGCUAAAGCGUUUAUUCCAAGUUGUUGAACAUGACCGCAGUCACUAUGUUAAACGAUUCGAACAUUUACGCAAUAUGGAGCUACCUGAAGCUGCUCAACAAUUAGCAUCUAUUAAGGACAGAUUGGUUGAACUUGAUAUUUUGCUUAAUAAAAGUUUGGAAAAAAUAAAUCUGCAUCCAGAACUAAACUCAUCUUUGUUAACUUAUGCAAAUUAUCUUCGAAAUAACAAAUAUCGCAAAUUGGAAGCUCCGUCAAAAGCUGUUUUAUUCGCCGAUAUUACCUUACCAGAUAUGAUUAAACUGCCUACAUUUCAAGAACAGGCAUCAUUAAAAGCUGAAAAGAUUAUAGCCAAACAUCGUCAUCAUCUAGAACCGUUAUAUUUAGACAAGCUGACGACCAACAAAUCGAACAAAAGUUGGAUUAAGCCACCUAAGAGACAAAAAAUGUUGAAAGAUCAUGUUUUUGGAGGCAACCAAAAUAAAAACUUUUCUAAUUCUCAUCAAAUGAAAACAACUACAAUUAUUCCAACAGUUUACAACUUAGUCGAUAUUGAUGCGAAGUCAUUGUUAAGCACUGUGGAUUAUUCUUCAUCUCUGUCAAUAAAUCAAAAUCAACGUACACCUCAUAUGAAUAGUAGUGAAAUAACAGAAAAUAAAACAACUGUUCAAUUUGGUUCAUAUCAGAAUAUAAGUGUUGCUAUGUUACAUUCUGAUCGAGUACUUAAUACAUCCAAUUCAUCUACUGUUAUUAAUUUAUCAACUCAAAUACAUGUUCAUAAAACAACUUAUAUUUUAUUAAUUCUUCUAGGAAUAGUUUUAUGCUUUAUUUGUUUAUUUAUUGUUUUACGUCGUUAUUUUGCUUCAAUUCGAUAUAAUCGUAAAGGUUAUACAUUAACUGUUGUAGAAGUUGAUGAAGUAAUAGCACCAAAAGUCAAUUCACCACAAUUUUUACCAGUUAAACAUAAUCGUCUUAGAAAUACUUCAAAAUCAAUAACAAAUCAUCAUCAUCAUAACGAUUUAAUACAUAAUUGGCAAUUGAAUGGUUAUGAAAAUCCUGCCUACAAAUUCAAUUCAAAUAAAACGGAUAGAUUUAAUAAUACAAAUCGUUAUCAUCAUCUUGGAUUAUUUCAUCAAGAUAAUAGUUUUGAUGAUUUCGAAAUUUAAUAAGAAAAAUUUCAAUUCUAUUUGUCUUCAGUCAAUUUACUGAGAACAGAAAGUAUUAGACAUUUUUUGUUGUUGUUUGUUAUUAACCUACUUACUUAUUACAUCUAAUCUGUUUUUAAACUAUCUAAUAUUUUAAAAAGAUUAUUGUAUAUGUAUCAUUAGUACUGUUUAUCCAUAUACAUACUAAAUCAUAAUGGCCUUCUUAUAUUAGUGAAUAAUAGAUUUUUUGGUUGUCCUUAUGGUAUCCAUUAAUAUCAUGUCUCUCAUAUUCAUUCGUGUUUAUUGUACACGUAAGGCAUCUAUUCAAGCCAUCUUUUUUUUAAUAAGUAUAGGCAUACCUACUCAUACAUGCGAAUAAUGUAUUUUUUAUUGUUGUUGUGUGCAAUAUUUAAUGGCUUUAUCAUUAUGAUCUUGUUUGUCAAUGCUUUUCUUUUGUUUAAAUUUGCUUAUUUCUUUCGUGUACAUGAACAAGACGGUUAUUUUUCUUUUCUUCUUUUUCAUUUAGAGCUUUUAAUCAUUAAUUUAUAUUUAUCCAUUUAUUUCAUUUGUAAUAUAGUUCCGUUUUUUUUAAAGAAAAAAAGUUGCAUAUGUGUUUAUAUUCACUUCUGUGCUUAUGCUUCACUUUUGCAUAUUUUAAAAAAAAAAUGGAAUUUUUAACUAUGGUUUAAUGUCUUUAAGCCUCCAAAUCGUUGAGUUGUUGUAGGUUCAAAUCUAAUGUAUCUACUAGAACUUUGACAUGUCAUACAACAUCAUGAUCGACGUACUAUAUUCAACGUAUGACUUGAAUCUUAAUACAUAGAAACUGGUAUUUAGUUAUUGAAGUGAGUUAGUGAUAAUCAGUUGUUUUCGCUUUAAAGCUAAACAAUAGUAUAUAUAUAUAUAUAUAUAUAUAUAUAUAUGAUAGGCUUAUUUGAGCCAGGGUCCUUGAUAACUGGUACUUCAGCAAAUCUUUUGUUGUUCCAUAUAGAGGUACGUUCGUCGCUCUUUGCAAUUGUAUUUAUCCAAUUGUUAUUGAAACAACUUACGCUUAUAUUCUGCUAUCAGUGUUACUUUCGCUUUUCUGCUUCAAUUGGAUUAAGUGAAAAAUACAAAUUUUUUAAAAUAAUUUAAUCAAC
This is a messenger RNA of Schistosoma curassoni, 4519 nucleotides long. NCBI's taxonomy places the organism in Eukaryota, Metazoa, Platyhelminthes, Trematoda, Strigeidida, Schistosomatidae. The record is from the annotation of a GenBank genome assembly.